AUGGCUUCCACUUCCGAUGCCUGGGCCGCCAAGAUGUCUGUAGAAGACUUGGUCAAGGGGGCAAAGGCAACCGCUGAUCUGGCGGGUUUGGAGUUUGCCCUAGACACCUCCUUUCUAUCAAGAGAAGCACUGCUGCAGGCCAUUCAGGCUACAGCAGCACCGAGCCCCCUUCUCGCUGUCAAGAAUGAGCCGGUUAAGGAUACCCAGCAGCUGCCGCCCCUGCUUGCUCAGCCGGUGGCUGCAUCUACUGGCAUCCAGGACACCCAGCUGGAGCAGGACACCUUCGCUGCCGCACCUGAGACCGCCGCCGAGGAUAUCGGGGUCGAUGCAAGUCAGGGCCCCGAUAGCCAGACCACGGAACCCGGCAAAGAGCCCGCCGCAGACACCCGUGCAGACCCUGGCCCAAGCGAGCAACCCACCGUCCGUGCAGCAAACUCAGAGCCCGCCGACACCGGCCCCAGCAAAGAGCCCACCGUCCGUGCAGCAAACUCAGAGCCCGCCGACACCGGCCCCAGCAAAGAGCCCACCGACACCGGCCCAAACAAAGAGCCCGCAGACACCGGCCCCAGCAAAGAGCCCGCAGACACCGGCCCAAGCAAAGAGCCCACAGACACCGGUCCAAGCAAAGAGCCCGCCGACACCGGCCCAAACCAACACUCCAGUGACACCUGUGCAGGCAAAGACUGGCCCGCCGACAAUCGUGCAGGCCCAAACAAGCCCGGUGCAAUCCAGCCCGCCGAAGCAAUCUCCGCCCACGCCAUCAGCAGCAGGCACACCGCCCGGCCAAACAAGAAACCCAAGCAUCCCUGGAGCCUGCACCGACGUUUCGCUGUUGCAGGCAAAGAUCAAGGCCAAGCGAGCCCUGCAGCUACUUCAGCCCAAGCAGCAGCACCAGCACCAGCUGCCGUCGCAGAAGACGAGGAUGAGGAGGAGCCAGAGGAACAGGACGAUCAAAUCGGCAAGGUCAUGGUGACCUCGCCAGACGGCACCAUCGUCUUGACCCAAGAUGCAUUGAGAAUGCGGUUAAAGAGGAUGUGCGAGCAAAAAAAGAAAUCUCACAAGUGUCAUGUCGACAAUGAAACUCACGAGCAGUAUGCCAGUGGAGGGCCACAGCGAGAGUGGCUAGAGAUGGCACUGCUAGAAGCAUUGCAAGAUGUGGGAACGGUUGCACUGGGACGUGGCAAGGCAGCCCACAAGCAAGUUCAGGCAUCCUUCAAGGUCAGGGUGACACAGAUUCGAGAACGCCAGAUGCUCAAGGAGUCCGAGACGAACGGGGAAUGGCUCACGGAGGAAAAAAUGAACAAAUCGGGUGAAUACAGCAAGAAAUGGAAGUACGACAACAGUGUAACGGAGUACUUCGUUGAGAUUUCGACAAAACAGACCAUCAAGCACAGCGAGCUGCUGAAACGCAUCGAGAACAUGGAACAAAAUCCUGGCGACAUGCCGAUGUCCCUGGAUGCACCUGCUAUGGUGGACGAAAGCAAAGCACAGCCGAAGCCAGAGCAGGUGGGAGACAAGACUCUGCCCGACCUUGUGAAGCUGAUGGAUUCCGUGCAUGGCCACAUGGCUUCGAUCGCCAAGCUGCAGAAAACGAUUUCCGAUUCCGAAGAUGGUCCUAAAUUGCCCCCGGCCAAAGCGGAUCUGAUGAAAGACCUGGACCGCAUCGAUAAAUCCUUUCAAGAUGCCUUCAAUGAGCUGGCGAAAGUGAAGGCCGAGCUAAUGAUUUGCGAAUCGGAAACGAUGUGCCUGCAGAAGGUGAUCAGUGCCAAGGACACCAUCAAGAAGCCGUUGGUGCUCCUGGAGCUGAAGAAGAGUCUCAAGCGACCGAGCGAUCACCAGCAAGCGGAGCCCAAGAAAAAUCCACGCAAGAAGAAGUGA
This is a messenger RNA of Symbiodinium sp. CCMP2592, 1878 nucleotides long. NCBI's taxonomy places the organism in Eukaryota, Dinophyceae, Suessiales, Symbiodiniaceae. The record is from the annotation of a GenBank genome assembly.